AUGGGGAGAGACUCACCCGAGGUCACCGGCGAGCGCUGGAGCAUAACAAUGUCACCUGGGUUCUACACUAAUCUUCUCAACCAAAGCUCUAAAGAUGUUUUCCUGUCCCAGGAAAUUAUGGAAAGUGAACAUGAGGUCAUAGAGUCACCACCAUCAAAUGAUUUUGGUUCACAGUCAAAAUCAAAGGGCCGUUCCAAGAAUUUCAGUGAAGCUGAAGAUAUUUUGUUGGUUUCAGCGUAUCUUAAUAUAAGUAAAGAUGCUAUUAUUGGAAGGGAUCAAAAGGAUGGCCGAUUUUGGGAAAGAAUUGAGAAGUACUUUCACGUGAAUAGAACAUUUGAAUCAGAUCGUAAUUGGUCAUCGUUGAAGCAUCGGUGGGGUAUAAUUCACAAAGAUGUGAGUAUUUUCCAAGGUUUCCAUGAAAACAUAGAAAGGAGAAAUGAAAGUGGGAAGACAAGUGAUGAUACGGUGGCUGAAGCAAAUGCAAUGUUCCAUGAACUCAGAAAAAAAGCUUUUCCUUUUUUCCAUGCAUGGAACAUUCUUAGGCAUGAGCCAAAGUGGGCUGAAGAUAAAGCUUCUCAUGAACCGAACAAUGCAUAUGUAGAUGAUCAUCUCAAUGCUCAAAGACCUGCAGAAAGGAAAGCUGAAAAGGAAAAAUUGAAAGAGAAAAGGCGCAGCGAUGAUGAGCCUGAUCCUUUCAUUGAAGAGGUUAAAAAAUGA
Panicum hallii is the source of this 717-nucleotide messenger RNA. Its product is annotated as glutathione S-transferase T3-like. The coding region runs from base 1 to 717 and encodes 238 amino acids. The transcript is spliced from 3 exons. NCBI's taxonomy places the organism in Eukaryota, Viridiplantae, Streptophyta, Magnoliopsida, Poales, Poaceae. The record is from RefSeq and is a predicted model, not a curated record.